UCACAUACUUAAGAAAUCUAAUGGGAGCUAACCAAACUAUCACUUUGAAGAAAGUCACCAAAGCAAUGCCAAUUACUAGGAAGCAAGAGAUGAACUCUCUGUUCACUGAAAAAGAAAUCAAGCUUCUUUUCUUGAUGUACAAAGACUUAUCUAUCAACUCUUUGCACUCAGGAUUGAUCACUAAGUCAGCAUUUUUGAAAUUCACUGAGUUACCUGGGAUCAUCGGCCAAAGGACUUAUAAGUAUGCCACCACAACACCAAAGGACGGACUUAACUUUGAUCAGUUCAUCAGUCUGAUAGCUAAGUUUACCAAAGCAGAUGCUGAGGAAAUGUAUAAAGCUCUCUUUGAGAUCUUAGAUACAGACAAUGAUGGGUUCUUCGGUCUCGAAGAUCUCAUCACUCUUUUAAGAACAUUCGAAACAUCAGAAAUCAUUCCCGAGUUAUUGAGAGAGUCACCAGGAUUUGAAGACAAGGUACUAAAUAUUCUCAGUGAUGAAGAGGUUGGAUCCAACAAUGGAUCUACUACUUCAAUCGCAACUCUGGAAUCUUCUGGAGAAAUCCCAACCAUAACACUUGAGUCUUUGGCUUACAUUUCAAGCACCAAGAUUACCAGAAUUGCUAUGAAAAUGUUGAAAAAUGGAGGAUUUGAGAAAGAUGCUAAGCUCGGCUUUGUAGAUUUCUCAAAAUUUCUCAAAAGGCAUCCAUGCUUCACCACUGAAUUCCAGAAAGCUAUGAAGAGGCAUUACUGGUCUGGAGAUUCUCAAGAGUCCACUAAGAAGUCUCUUCCUACUCAUUCUGAAGAAAUCUCUGGUGCUAAGACAGGUACUGACUUUUUCUUACAACAAGAUGAAAUCAAUAUUGCUGGUGUACUGAAGAAGAAAGGAGCCAAAUCAGGAAAGACAAAGAGAAGAUAUUACAUUAUCAAAGGAAAUAUGAUGUACUAUUAUCUGAAGAAGGGAGACUCCAUUCCAAGAGGAGUUAUGUACCUUCCAAAUAAACUCAUGAGUCUUUCACCUAAUAAGGGAAAGAACGGAAUUAAAGUAUAUAGUCAAGACUCGACAUCUGAGUACAAAACUUUAUUCGCAUCUUCUGAAGAAGAGUGCGAACAGUGGUACAAAUGUAUGCUUACUGGAGCUAACAAUGAAGAUAUCAACCUUAAGUACAAAAUGAAGGAGACUCUUGGAGUAGGAAAGUUCUCCACUGUCAGAAAGGGGUACCUCAGGAGUGACGAAACUCAAAAAGUAGCAAUUAAAAUUGUGUCUAAGAAAGACAUUACUGAGAAAGAGAAGGAGUACAUCUUGAAUGAAGUAUCUAUACUGAAGUUGAUCAACCAUCCUAACAUUCCUAAGGUUCACGGGAUCUAUGAGACCAAUGAGAAGAUUUUUAUUGCCAUGGAUCUCAUUAAAGAUGGAGAACUAUUUGAAUAUCUAAUUGAAUCUAGAAGACUUCCUACUGAAGAAGCAAACAAGGCCGUAUCUCAGCUGCUGAAAGUCAUGAAGUACUUGAAAGAGCUAAAGAUCAUGCAUAGAGAUAUUAAGACAGAGAACAUGAUGGUCAAUCUCGGAAAAGGAGGAAAACUUAAGAAGGUUUAUUUAAUAGACUUCGGAUUAGCCAAAUUUAUGGAUUCAUCUGUCGAAGUGACUCAAAAACUUGGGACAAUGGGAUAUUGUGCUCCAGAGGUUAUCUUAAAAGAGAAGUAUGGCGAAUCUGUUGACAUGUGGUCUGCAGGAAUAGUCUACUACCUUCUUUUAGCUGGGAAGUUACCAUUUGAUGGAAAAACUAACGAGUCAAUAUCAGACAGAACAGUGAACUCUCCUCUAUCUCUGGAGGACAAAGUGUUUAAAGAAUUAGACCUUAAAAUCCACCAAUUUCUGGAGUCAUCACUAAUCAAAGAUCCUAAAGAGAGACUCACUGUUGAGGACGGACUAGCACUAGUCUCUACUUUUUAAGAUGAUUGAUCAUCUUAAUUAAAACACGAUUUCUCGGUUACU
Messenger RNA from Moneuplotes crassus, 1991 nucleotides. NCBI's taxonomy places the organism in Eukaryota, Ciliophora, Spirotrichea, Euplotida, Euplotidae. The record is from the annotation of a GenBank genome assembly.